AUGGGUCAGUGCACAUUAUUCAGCGCAGACACAAGCAAGUCAGACAAGGCCCAGUCCUUUUCGGACUCGUUUGCCUUGCCAAGUCACAACAUCACUAAGGGCAACAAGACAUCAGGCGGCAAGGCGACAAAGCAGAUCAAGCGCCUCGAAGCCCUCUACGACGAAACCUGCAGCUUCUACCUGCAAUCGAACCUUUCCAGGUCGAUAGCCACGGCCCUGGACCGGAAGCGCCGACCGCGCAUCAGCAAGCUCGUGCUCCUCGGGCUCGGCAGCCUCGGCACCUCACGCGACCAGGGCCGACGCAUCAAGCAGCUCGUCCUCUUCGUCGCCCUCGCGUUAUUCAUCACGUCGACGUCGGAGCCCAAGGAGGCGUCCGUGUCGCUGUACGUGCAGGAUCCAAUGUUCGACCGCACAGACGAGGCGUUCCUACAGAACAUGGGAUUCAAGGUGCUGCACACGCCGUCGCCGUACCAGCUCGGCGAGGCGGGCGACGUGAUCGACGACGAGACGCUGGUGUACACGCCGCACCUGCCGCUCAUGGCAUACAAGGCGCUAUUGGCUUCGUCGACGCAGGGGGCCGGGGGCGGUGAUGGGGUGAAGGGAGGGCUGGAGGACGCGAUGCCGGUGUUGAUGAGUGAUGAUUUUGACGGGCUGCGGCGCAAGUGGGACAAGCAGACGGAAGAGUUCCGGGACGUGGAGAUGCUGACGAAACGGCUGAGAGGCUAUGGCUAUAGGCGACGGGCGAUAGGGGCAGGGGGGUUCUGGGUGGAGGAGGACGCUUCGUUUCCCAUGGCGCUGUACACCAAGGUGGUUAAGGUGGUCUGA
Molecule: messenger RNA, 825 nt
Organism: Sodiomyces alkalinus F11
Lineage: Eukaryota; Fungi; Ascomycota; Sordariomycetes; Glomerellales; Plectosphaerellaceae
Exons: 2
Coding region: 1-825 (274 amino acids)
Source: RefSeq, a predicted model, not a curated record